Molecule: messenger RNA, 1047 nt
Organism: Tricharina praecox
Lineage: Eukaryota; Fungi; Ascomycota; Pezizomycetes; Pezizales; Pyronemataceae
Product: adenine phosphoribosyltransferase
Exons: 1
Coding region: 391-981 (196 amino acids)
Biological process (GO): adenine salvage; AMP salvage
Cellular component (GO): cytoplasm
Molecular function (GO): AMP binding; adenine phosphoribosyltransferase activity; adenine binding
Source: RefSeq, a predicted model, not a curated record
AUCGUCUUGCUCAGCGUGAUGCCGUGAAAUUUGGAUGUUGACUAUCCGCGCGUCUGAAAAGUGGAAAAGUGGAUCCCCAUGUUAGCCCUACAUGGAAGGUUAAUCCGCGGCCUUCCGUGUCGCCGACGGCCAGUUCUUUGACUCCGGGGACCUGCAGCGCCCCACUGAAUUUGGCGAUACCCAACUCCCGUUUCGUAAUUGAGCCGUUGGGUAAGAUGCCGAACCCCGUCGAACAGAAUCUGCGCGUCGGAAGCUGCCGAAUCGCGAAACCCCCACUAAGGAAAGUUCAACGAGGGGUCCGCCUCAAAAUCUCAACAAAACCCCCCCCACAUCCCCACCUCUAGCCGUCAACACCAGCCAGCCAGAUACCCACCGUCCACAAUCGCUGCAAUGUCUCUCACCCCCGAAGCUACCGAGGAACUCGAAAUCCUCUGCACGACCCUCAAAUCCUCGCUGAAGCAGUACCCCGACUUCCCGCAGCCGGGCAUCCUCUUCGAGGACAUCCUCCCGAUCUUCGCGUCACCCUCGCUCCACACCGGUCUGAUCCGCGCCCUCGAGAUCCACCUGACCGCUGCCCACCCGCCCACUCUCACGCCUCCCUUCGCCGGCGUCGAUGUCGUUGUCGGUCUCGAGGCCCGCGGCUUCCUUUUCGGCCCGUCACUCGCCCUGAAGCUCGGUGCGGCAUUCGUGCCGGUGCGCAAGGCCGGAAAGCUCCCUGGAGAUUGCGUCAAGGUCGGGUACCAGAAGGAGUACGGAGAGGAUUUCUUCGAGAUGCAGAGUGGCGCCAUCAAGGAGGGCAGCCGUGUGGUCAUCGUCGACGACAUCAUUGCCACAGGUGGAAGUGCUGAGGCCGCGGAGAUGCUGGUCACCAUGUGUGGUGGAACUGUUGUCGAGUUUUGCUUUUUGAUGGAGCUCGGGUUCUUGAAGGGACGGGACAAGUUGACGGCGCCGGUGUUUACGUUGUUGACCGGACAGGAGUAAGCCGGAGGGCGGGUGUAAGAUGGGGUCUUCAAUAGAUAGACAAUAUCAUGGCUGGUUCAUCACGUC